Molecule: messenger RNA, 828 nt
Organism: Suillus paluster
Lineage: Eukaryota; Fungi; Basidiomycota; Agaricomycetes; Boletales; Suillaceae
Exons: 4
Coding region: 99-554 (151 amino acids)
Source: RefSeq, a predicted model, not a curated record
UUUAUGUUCUAGUGGGGUCAUUCUUACCUAUCGUCGCUCUUUCGAUAGGGACAGACAUAUAUUUAUAUAGUCGACCCAAUGUGUUCUCGGUCAAAGAAAUGAUGACUCCGACCACCAAGUACUGUACCUUUUCCUUCAACAUUGGGCCUAUGCCUGCGAUCUAUACUUCCAUCCCCAUUGUGUGCUAUGAUAUCUUCCUAGUCGUUCUUGCGGGUGUCAUCCUCGUUAGACACAUUAAAGAACGGAGGGGAAUAAGACCUAAUACCUACAUGGUAUUGAUUGUCCGAUAUCAUGUCAUAUACUUCGUCCUAAAUUUGACGAACCAAAUCUUAUUGGUGAUAUUAUGGGCUCAUAUUCCGACGGAGGUGAUGAGUCUCACAGAGCUCUUCAACGAUACUGCGCCAUUUAUUCUUGCGCCCCGUCUCAUCAUCAGUAUUUGGGAUACGCAUGCCCACGACAACUGUGUACAUGUCAGCACGACAUUCGCGGAUUGUGCAUGUUGGACUCCGCCACCGAACGUCGAGCAGAACGAGAUGGACUCUGCCGUCGCAUGAAUUUGGCAUGUUGGGGUCUGUCUUGGUUAGUAGUCACGGUAAACCGUAACGCUGGAUAUGGCACGCGUGCCAAGGAAAAAGGUUGAGAAGGAAAAAAUGGAAAACUUACAUCACAGUACCAGGCUCUACGACUGUACAGCUAUACAACAUCAUCAUAUGUGACAUCUGAUAAACAUAAUUAUACUCAUUGAAACUGCAGAAAGGGCAGACACUGGAAGAAUCUUGCUGGAUGACAAGCUUGUGUGUUGGUACCGUGGGAGUGGACUUCAAGUUC